CGCAGACCGGCAGACGUCCCGGACAAUCCUUAAAAAAUCGCGAACAUGUCUCACUUAAUAAUGGUAAUACAGAACAUGUGAUCGACAAAAAUCUCAGACAUGUCCUGGAAUGUCCGUGUCUGCCCGAUUUUGGCGGACAGUAUUCACUGUACAACACUGAGAGAAGGGAAGAG
Messenger RNA from Funneliformis caledonium, 173 nucleotides. NCBI's taxonomy places the organism in Eukaryota, Fungi, Glomeromycota, Glomeromycetes, Glomerales, Glomeraceae. The record is from the annotation of a GenBank genome assembly.